Messenger RNA from Pomacea canaliculata, 2073 nucleotides. RefSeq lists its product as uncharacterized. NCBI's taxonomy places the organism in Eukaryota, Metazoa, Mollusca, Gastropoda, Architaenioglossa, Ampullariidae. The record is from RefSeq and is a predicted model, not a curated record. The transcript has 7 exons. The coding region runs from base 300 to 1499 and encodes 399 amino acids.
AGUGUGUGCUCAGGUAGGAGUUGAAUAGAUGCUGGGGAACUAUUCAAUCUGUAUUGCAGUUUGAUAAAAAGAUCGAAACACAAAAGUACUGCGGUAAGAGUUUCCUAGGCAUUGACAUCUGACGUAUGAUAAAGUAGAGAUGUAAAUAUCGAGUAUGUAAAACCUGUGAGCUUAUACUGUCAAUGGUUUGUACAGUUACAUGUGGAAUACAGCAGUACAACGACCGUUCGUACAAAUUCUUUUAAACAAUUGGCAAGCUGGCACUUCACUGGAAAACUUUAAAAAGACGAGAUAUAUAUAUGGGGCCACUCUCUACAAUGAUGAAGAUAUUGGUGGAGUGCUGCUUCUUUCUCGCAAUACUGAGUUCAAGUCAAGCAAACAUAACAGCUCUGUGCGAUUCGGCGGACAUGUACUGGGAGCUACGAGAAGACAAACAGGUUAAUAUGUUUACCUGUACUGGACUGGCAGCACAAGAUACAGUGCGGUGGGUCCUGCAGGAUCCAACUUUUCGGUACAUUAUACUGGGUUCCUGCCCUCCUCGCUUGAUGGGAGGUGAAGUUGUCUGUGAGUCACAAUUCUCCUAUGCACCACCAAGCCGAAUUUCUGAUAAUACAAGUGUGAUAACAAUUAACACAUCUGGAAUAUCAACAUCAAUACUGGAUGGAAAAGGACGCCUGAUCUGCUCAGUUCCGAAUGUACCCGGUGCUGAAGGAAGCUGUCGCAUGGAUUACAUAUAUCCAGGUGAGAAUAUAUCCUGCUCAGUUCAAGUAAACAAUACCCAGACUGUGUUCGGCCAGUGUACCGUUGGCAAAAUCCGCUCAUCACAGAACAGAUACAGGUGUGAGUGGAUCCAAACCAGAGAGUCGUCAUCUGAAGACAUCCUCAUCGCGAACACAUCGAUGACAGUCGUUCCUUCUCUCAGGAGUUACUUCAGUGGAAGGUGUAACUUCACCAGUCACCUGCCAUCAGAUGGUCUGUACACCUACCGUGUGACUAUUGUUCCCGGAGAAGUGACUGUCAAUGCAACUUUCAUAGGAAGUAGCGAAAUUUUUAAAACAACAGUGACUACUUCAGCAGAAUCAUCAUCAGCAGCAACAACAAAAACAACAACAUUAAAAGCAGAAGCAACAACAAAAGCAGCGGUUACAACAACAGCAGAAACAAGAGAAGAAGAGAUAACAACAUUUGAAACAACAAAACUAACCACAGAAAAUGCAGGAUCAACAACAGAAGGAGCAACAGAAGCAGCUACAACAACAAAAGAAGCAGCAUCAGCAAUACAAAUGAGUAAAGCAGCAUCUACAACAACAGCAGUUAGUGACUAUGCUACUAGGGACAUCAGUGGUACUACAGUUACCAAUACAGUCCUCUUGGGUCAGAGAUGUCAGGAGCGGUGUUCAGCCUGUAAACGUGUGAAAGUGCAGCUCGAACUGGUGAGUGGUCCAGUGAGUUACCCUUCAGACACACAAUCCUUCAGUUUUUCAAAUUCUGGCUACUAAUUUUUUAUGGACCGGAAAAAUCUACUGGACUUGCAAUCCGUUUUACACAACAUUGUCUAUUCAUCUGCCGUUCAAGUGUUCAAUAAGGCCUUUAUUGGUUUACACCUCAUUUCUUCUACCAGCCUGCUUGGACAUAAGUCUAGCUUCAACAUGUAUUUGAUUCUGACAUUGUUGAUGCUUGUUUGAUAUUAUUGAUUAGUUUAUUAUUUAAAAAUAUUUUUCGCUUUGCUUGUGCGUGUGCGUGCGAGUGUUCGCGUAGGUGCAUGCUCCCUGGCAAGAAAACAAAAACAAAACAAAAAAAAAAAAAAAGAAACAAUUAACAUUAAACUUUUUUAAUGAUAGUGGCGGUUGCGAUUGUGGUGGUUGUGGUGGUGAUGAUGGUGAUGAUGAUGAUCUAUAAUCGCAGCUGCUUGUCAAGGAUAAGCUUUAAAUGCUGGCUACUCACAUUUUAUUUUUACAGUCAUACAUGUUCAGAUAAAUACAGUUGUCAAUUGAUUAACACUUUUUUAAGUACUUCAACAAAUACUUUUAAAAUAUGUUUUAUUGCAAAGCAUCAAUAAAGAAUGUGACUCAG